AACAUUUACAUUAUUUUUUAAAAGUUAGUGCAGGUUUUCGCAGAAUCAGAGGGUAAAUAUUUGUCGUGCAGCAAAGAUGUCAAAAUCCAUACCGGAUUUGCAAGAUUCUCUAGUAAAUGAUAAGGAAAAUACAAAUAAUAUUGUUCCUGUAAAAAUGGAGAAAACUAUUGGUCUUGUCAGCAGCAUCACAAUUAUCAUCGGUUCAAUCAUUGGUUCGGGUAUAUUUGUUAGUCCAACUGGUAUAUUAGAAAAUAUGCAGAGUUUUGGUGCUAGCUUAAUUAUUUGGAUUGGGUGUGGAAUUUUUUCUUUACUGGGAGCCUAUUGCUACGCUGAGCUAGGCACAAUGAUUCAACGCUCAGGUGGAGAUUAUGCUUAUGUGCUUGAAGCAUUUGGUUCAUUUAUGGGAUUUUUACGUCUGUGGAUUGAAGUGAUGGUAGCCAGACCAGCUACAAUGGCUGUCAUUGCUAUGACAUUUGCUAAAUACAUUUUACAGCCUAUAUUUCCUGACUGUCCACAGUCUAAUGCAGUUGUACGAUGUUUAGCAGCUGUAUGUAUCAUGAUCCUGGGAUUUAUAAACUCUGUCUCUGUACGUUGGUCUACACGUGUACAGGAUAUUUUCACAUAUACCAAAAUAAUAGCAUUAUUAAUGAUUAUUAUUACAGGAUUUGUACAAAUUGGUUUAGGUCACGUUGAAGAAUUUCAAUCACCAUUUGAAGGAUCUAAUUGGAAUCCUGGAAGUAUUGCCAAAGCAUUCUAUUCUGGUUUAUUCUCUUAUGCUGGUUGGAAUUAUUUAAAUUGUAUGAUUGAAGAAAUGAAAAAUCCUAAACGUGAUUUACCUAUUGCUAUUGUUUUCUCAUGUCUUGUUGUGACUAUUGUCUAUACAUUAGCUAAUGUUGCUUAUAUUACUGUGGUUUCAUUGAAUGAAAUAUUAACAACACCGGCUGUUGCUGUAACAUUUGCUAAUCGAAUAUACGGUCCAGCAUGGUGGAUUAUGCCAAUAUUUGUUGCUUUUUCAACAUUUGGUGGUGUUAAUGGCAAUAUGUUGACUACAUCAAGGAUAUUCUUUGUAGCUAGCCGUGAAUCUCAUAUGCCCAGAUUCAUAUCUUUUCUGCAUAAGGAUAAAUUGACACCAAUACCAGCUGUCCUUUUUACUUGUAUCACUGGUAUAGCUUAUCUUCUUGUAACAGAUAUUUAUUCACUGAUGACCUAUUUGGGUUUUGUUCAAUGGUUAGCUAUUGGCGUAUGUGUAAUGAUUGUUAUCGUAUUCAGAUAUACACGACCUGAUGCCAAACGUCCAAUUAAAGCUCCUUUACCAUUUGCAAUUAUUUAUGUGACAAUAACAUUCUUAUUGGUUAUUUUUACAUUUAUUGGUGCACCAAUUGAAUCAUUAAUGGGGUUACUUAUUAUUUUCACUGGAAUUCCGGUUUAUCUUAUUGGUUGUGUAUGGAAGAAUAAACCGAAAGUAUUUCAACGUGUAUUAUAUGACUUCACAUUGGGUUCACAAAAACUUUUACAAUUAAUACCUGAAAGUUGAUUUUACUUAACUACUUUACUGUGCUUAUUCAAUAUCCUAACACGUACACAUACACACCCAUAAUGUCAAAUGACAAUGGUUAUUUACGACAUGAUUAUUAUUAUUAUUAUUAUUAUUAUUAUUAUUAUUAUUAUUGUUAUUGAACUUCUUUUAUUUACAAUAAAGGAAGGAUUAAUUUUCUUCGAUUGUUCCACUUAUAAAAGAACGAGUUCAACUUCCAUUGAAUCAUAGUUUGUUGUAUUCCAUUGAAACAAUUGAUGAUGAUUAUUACCAACUGUAUGCAUAAAUCAUUAGUGUUACUAAGGUACUCAAACUAUAAAUGGUGUGUAUCUAAUAGUAAAGUUGCAUUUAUUUAUCUCUUUCUUUAUUUAUUUACUUAUUUGUUAACGUAUUUACAUAAACAAACAAGAAGACAAAAACCAUACUGGUUAUUCAUAACAUUCAGAGAAUUGAGUCAAUUUGAUUUAAGUUUUCUCAUUCGGAUACAAAAAACAAACAUUCCUGUUUAUGGAUUCGUUUUUAUCUCUUUUUCUGUUCUCCAUUAUUAUCAAGUGUCAAGUGUAUUAGUGUUGCUAAUCUCCUUUUUUUAAAGUUUUCUUUUACUAUUCUAUCUGUCAUUAUGAUGAAUGUAAUUGAUCUGUUUACUUUCUUCGUUAAGUCUCAUAUUAUCCCAAAUUACUUCUACAUCAUAAUCUUCAUAUAUCUAUCUGUUUCUUUUUAUCUCUUUUAUUACCAUUGAUGUAAAUCAAUUAAUGAUAAUCAUUAUCAUAAAUGGAGUUAAUGCUGAUCAAUGUCAUAAUAAAUACAAUAUCAAUCAGUCAGUCAGUUACAACGUUGAACCAAGCACAUAUGUGGAUCAUUCCAAGUUGUCCUACUUCAUUGCCACAACAAUAUUCAACUCGUUCAUUCCCCCCCCUCCAAAAAAAGUAAACAUUUUCUAUUCUGAUAUAUAGUCUAAUCUUCAUAUCAUUCAUUCUUUCCUAAAACUAUAUACAAAAUAAUCUGUUUAUGAUUACUAAGUCAAGUCAUCGUGUGAAUAUGAUAUUCAUUUGAAACUGUUUGGGGGGAAAAACAAACUACAGAAUAGAAUAGUAUUAGGCUAUUUAUUACUAACAAGAAUAAUAGUUCCUUAACAAUAAACAUUAAAUGCAUAAAAUACAAUGAACUAUGUCACUGUACUACAUUUCGACGAUGAGUUAUUUAAAUAAGCUAGAUUAUUUUAACCCUAUUCCCCACCGCCGUCUCCACUUUGAACCAAUCAGAAAGCCGAUAUUUGAUUGAACUUAGUUACUUACUAUCACUUAAACGAAUGCGUUUAGUGAUAUAAAAUACAGUUCCCCUUAUGAUUAACUAAUUUCUCCAAGUUUACAAUGGGUUUCUUUUUAUUAUCAAAAUAAGUUAAAAUGUAUACAGUAUAAAAAUUCAUUUAUAUAUAUAUAUAACUCCAUGUCAUUUACAUGUUAUACCUUUAAAGAAACAUAAAUAAAGCGUCCUU
Schistosoma intercalatum is the source of this 3029-nucleotide messenger RNA. The record is from the annotation of a GenBank genome assembly. Lineage: Eukaryota; Metazoa; Platyhelminthes; Trematoda; Strigeidida; Schistosomatidae.